This is a messenger RNA of Tarenaya hassleriana, 1457 nucleotides long. Its product is annotated as thioredoxin-like 1-1, chloroplastic. The record is from RefSeq and is a predicted model, not a curated record. Bases 309 to 1160 code for a protein of 283 amino acids. Lineage: Eukaryota; Viridiplantae; Streptophyta; Magnoliopsida; Brassicales; Cleomaceae. The transcript has 4 exons. Gene Ontology annotation, biological process: cell redox homeostasis.
CAACUCACGUCCUCUAUCAGCCGUUAGAUUGACAUAAUCCAGUCUAGAUCCAACGGUCUGAAUCUUAUCCAAGUGAAAAGAAAUGACACUGUUCCUUGUCCAGAAAAGUGUUUCCCUUUUUUAUAUCUUGCUCGUGAAGGAAGAAACAGAAGCGAACUUUUGCUUGGGAGAUCGCUAAGAGAACACGUCGCUCCUGGGAAAAUCCAUCUCUGUUACUUCGAUUGCUCUUGUGGCGAAUCUGUAGAAAUAUAUAUUUUUGUUGUUAUUGUUCUCUGGAUUUAUAAUUUUCUCUGGGUAGAGGAAAAAAAAUGGCGGAGGUGAUUUGCAGAACGGGUCUGUUAUUGGGAACUUGUCGGAAUCACCAUGGAAAUGAAAUCUGUGUUUCACCAGUGAGCUUCGGUAAGAAGAGAUUGUCAUGUCUGAAGCUGACGAACCAGAAGCCCCUUCGAAGCGACUUCCAUGGAAACCGGAUCGUUGUGGGAGAUGAUAGAAUUGACAGGUUCAGACGGAGCUUUCAGUCUUCCAUUAAAGCACAGACUGCUCUUCGAAUUGGAAGUGCUCACAAAUGGUGGGAGAAGUGCCUCCAACCAAACAUGAGAGAGAUCACAUCGGCGCAAGACCUCGUAGAUUCGCUUUGGAACGCCGGCGAUAAACUCGUCGUGGUCGAUUUCUUCUCGCCCGGUUGCGGCGGCUGUAAAGCUCUUCAUCCCAAGCUAUGUCAGUUGGCGGAGAUGAAUCCGGAUGUGGAGUUUCUGCAGGUGAAUUAUGAGGAGCACAAGUCCAUGUGUUAUAGCCUCGGAGUUCAUGUCCUUCCCUUCUUCCGGUUCUACCGAGGUGCUCACGGCCGUCUUUGCAGCUUUAGCUGUACCAAUGCAACGAUUAAAAAGUUCAAAGAUGCAUUGGCAAAGCAUGCACCAGACAGAUGCAGCCUCGGCCCGACCAAAGGUUUAGAGGAGAAAGAGCUUCUUGCCCUUGCGGCCAACAGAGAUCUUAACUUCACAUACACUCCGAAACCGUUGUCUCAACCCGAGCUCGUACCCUCUGAAAAAGAACCAGUCGCUAAUGACCCGAACCCGAGUCUCCCUCGACCUCUUCCUCUUCCAUUGUCAAACACCAAAGAACUCGCAGAUGAGAAGACAUUGGUCGCUGGAGGGAGAUGAAAAGGGUGUUUACUUUAUCCCCUAAAACAACAUAACAUCAUCCUCCUGUACAGUUUGCUUGGUAGUAGCUUGAUGUUGUGUUACAGUUGGUAAAGAUUUGUCUGAUCCAAGAGCUAACCGGCUUUGUGAGGUUCGGUUUUUCAGAACCCUGAACCGGUUCGCGUCCUAUCCGUGUGUGUUCUUUGUUUUUCAUGCCCGUUCUUCAGUUUUUUUUUUUUUGGGUUUUUGUUUCUGGUUUUUUAUGUACAAUGCUGCAGAUGAUGUGAUGAAAAUGAAUGGCUUUUUUCUUGUAAUUUU